AUGACCAACCAUAACAACAACCACAACCCUAGCAACAAUAAAAUCAUCCACCACCGCCUCCUCCCCUCACCCACCACAACCACCACCACCACCACCACCCGUUCUAACUCCACCAUCCAAGCCUGCGCCGCCUGCCGUUACCAACGCCGGAAAUGUGCCCCAGACUGUAUUCUCGCUCCUUACUUCCCCCACGAUCGGCAACGUCAGUUCCAAAACGCUCAUAAACUAUUCGGUGUAAGCAACAUCACGAAGAUUAUUCGUCACCUGGAUCAACCACAGAAAGACGAAGCCAUGCGCACAAUUAUCUACCAAUCCGACGUUCGUGCUCAAGACCCUGUGGGUGGAUGCUACCGAAUCAUCCGGGAACUCCAUCGUCAAAUCGAAAUCUCACGAACCGAGCUUGAAAUCGUUCUUCAACAGCUCGCAUAUUUCCGGACACUUGCUGUGCAGAACCAGACACAAACCCAACCACAAUUUAAUCAUGAUCAGAUCCUUCUCGAUGAGGUCGAUUGCGAUAUUCAUCUCGUUAACAAUCCAGACGUCGACGCACAUUUGUGCGAUGAUUCUCAUUCUUCCGUUGAUCGUCUUCAUCGUCGAAAUAGUUUAGAUCUUGACCUAGACAACAUACCUUUACCACAACAUGAACAAAAAGAUCACGAUCAAUAUGUUUCAGGGAAACAGGAUACUACAGGUUGGGGAGAUGAUAAUGUGGUGGUGCCGGUCCAAUCAUGGGCCGCCGUACAUGAUUCGCCGCCGCCGUCGUCUGGCAAUUGCUUUGAUGUCAAGCCUCAACCGUUUCAGACCUUACAUGCUUCAGUAUGUGAUGAUUUCAAAUCGCUUCUACUCAAUGAUAUACCACAUGAAGAAAAAUUCCAAUUCAAAGAGACAAACGAACAAAGUGAUGAGAGUUUAUUCAACGAAGAAAAUCACAAUGAAGAUCAUGAGGUUACACUCAAAGAUUGUAAAGCUACUCAUAUUGAGGGAGAAUAAAUUUAGAUAAAAGUAUGACCAUUUGAGAACAAAUUCUUUAAUUCUUGUAUUUGUGCGAUGCAACGGCGAGGAUUACGAGGGGGUGAAUAGUUUUUUCAACGAUUAGUUUUUAUUUGACAGUUGCUAAUCGAUUAAAUAAUUUCUUUUUGGAAACAUGUUAUUUUAAAAUAUGCAAUGUAUUGACAAAUACCAUUUACCAUUAAUGUACAAGUUAUUAUAACCG
Molecule: messenger RNA, 1213 nt
Organism: Lactuca saligna
Lineage: Eukaryota; Viridiplantae; Streptophyta; Magnoliopsida; Asterales; Asteraceae
Source: the annotation of a GenBank genome assembly